AUGGAGCAUUAUGACAAGAUCUUCAAUGUCAAUCUGAAGGCGAGCAUCGGCAAAGGCACCGAGGCAAAGGAAAAACUUCGCAGAAUAGAAGAGAUGCUCCCGAUGGGAAGAGUGACGGAGCCAGAAGAUAUUGCCAAUGCAGCCUGGUUCUUGGGAUCUGAGCAGAGUUCAUUUAUGACAGGAGCAACAGUCGCAGUGGACGGGGGACGAGGAGUGUAG
This is a messenger RNA of Exophiala spinifera, 219 nucleotides long. RefSeq lists its product as uncharacterized. NCBI's taxonomy places the organism in Eukaryota, Fungi, Ascomycota, Eurotiomycetes, Chaetothyriales, Herpotrichiellaceae. The coding region runs from base 1 to 219 and encodes 72 amino acids. The transcript has 2 exons. The record is from RefSeq and is a predicted model, not a curated record.